Manis pentadactyla (Chinese pangolin) is the source of this 7507-nucleotide messenger RNA. It is a transcript of the gene RBFOX2, whose product is annotated as RNA binding fox-1 homolog 2. The transcript is spliced from 15 exons. Gene Ontology annotation, cellular component: nucleus; cytoplasm. Gene Ontology annotation, biological process: nervous system development; regulation of alternative mRNA splicing, via spliceosome. The record is from RefSeq and is a predicted model, not a curated record. The coding region runs from base 483 to 2033 and encodes 516 amino acids. Gene Ontology annotation, molecular function: mRNA binding. NCBI's taxonomy places the organism in Eukaryota, Metazoa, Chordata, Mammalia, Pholidota, Manidae.
ACAGUGGCGGGUCGCGGGAUCCCGGCCAGUCAGCUCGUUCCUGCCUCCAGCAACUCCUCCCCCCAAAAUAAACACCCCUCCCCACGCCUCGGGAGCCCGGACCGCCCCCUUCCUCCCUCGGCCCCGCGUGUGGUGAGGGACGGUGCGAAGGAGCGAGCGCGGGCCGGCGGGCGAGCUCCGUGAGUGCGAGAGGCGGGGCGCGCGGGGCGCCGGGCCGGGCCGGGGGCCGCGUGUGCGCGUGGGGGUGCGAGCGAGUGCCUGUCGCGACCCGUCGGCGGCGCAGAGCCGAGGACCCGGCUAGCGACGAGCAGCGACCGCCAGCCGCGGAGGAGCGCCGGGCCCGCGCACGCGCGCGCGCGCACGCACGCACGCGGGGCGGGGGCAGGCGCGCGCCCGCCUGUCGCGACAGUCGGGCCGAGGCCCAGGGGGAGGUGGCCUGUCGCGGGACGCCCGGCUCCCGGAGGCGAGGGGGGCGCGGGCGGAUGGCGGAAGGCGCCCAGCCGCAGCAGUCGCCUCAGCUCGGCCCCGGCGCUGCUGCCCGGGGGAUGAAGCGGGAGUCGGAGCUGGAGCUGCCGGUGCCCGGAGGGGGAGGAGACGGAGCCGAACCGGGCCUGAGCAAGCGGCCGCGCACCGAGGAGGCGGCGGACGGCGGCGGCGGCGGGAUGCAGAACGAGCCUCUAACCUCAGGUUAUCAUGGAUUCCCUGCACGGGACAGCCAGGUGAAGAGAAAAGACCACAGUCCUCCUUCUGUCCACGUUCCCACUCUCCCCUCCAGAAUGGGCCUCACCCUCCAGCAUGCCUCCAGCCCACGCCCCUCACUGCCCGAAGGGCGUCCCAGCAGGCAGUCCUGUCACUGGGGACCACACUGGGGACCACAGCCUAGCAGUUGUUCCAUGCUGAGGCCCCCUUGGGGUAACCAGGAGCCAACAACAACUCCUGACACAAUGGUUCAGCCUUUUACUACCAUCCCGUUUCCACCACCUCCACAGAAUGGAAUUCCCGCAGAAUAUGGAGUGCCGCACACUCAGGACUAUGCCGGCCAGACCAGUGAGCAUAACCUGACACUCUAUGGAAGUACGCAAGCCCAUGGAGAGCAGAGUAGCAACUCACCUGGCACACAAAAUGGAUCUCUUACGCAGACAGAAGGGGGAGCACAGACAGAUGGCCAGCAGUCACAGCCACAAAGCAGUGAAAAUUCAGAGAGUAAAUCUACCCCUAAACGACUGCAUGUCUCUAAUAUUCCUUUCCGCUUCCGGGACCCUGACCUCCGGCAGAUGUUUGGGCAGUUUGGCAAAAUCCUAGAUGUAGAAAUAAUCUUUAAUGAACGUGGCUCUAAGGGAUUCGGGUUCGUAACUUUCGAGAAUAGUGCUGAUGCAGACAGGGCCAGGGAGAAAUUACACGGCACCGUGGUAGAGGGCCGUAAAAUCGAGGUGAAUAAUGCUACAGCACGUGUAAUGACCAAUAAGAAGAUGGUCACACCAUAUGCAAAUGGUUGGAAAUUAAGCCCAGUAGUUGGAGCUGUAUAUGGCCCCGAGCUAUAUGCAGCAUCCAGCUUUCAAGCAGAUGUGUCCCUAGGCAAUGAUGCAGCAGUGCCCCUGUCAGGAAGAGGCGGCAUUAACACUUACAUUCCUUUAAUCAGUCUCCCUUUAGUUCCUGGCUUCCCUUACCCAACUGCAGCCACCACGGCAGCCGCUUUCAGAGGAGCCCAUCUGAGGGGCAGGGGGCGAACGGUGUACGGUGCAGUCCGAGCGGUACCUCCAACAGCCAUUCCCGCCUACCCAGGAAUAGUCUUACAGGAACCAAUCAUUAGCGCUAAAAUACCUCAGGGUGGAUAUGCAGCCUACAGAUAUGCACAGCCUGCUACUGCAACCGCAGCCACGGCCGCUGCAGCUGCCGCCGCCGCCUACAGUGACGGUUAUGGCAGGGUGUACACAGCUGACCCCUACCAUGCCCUGGCCCCUGCCGCUAGCUAUGGAGUUGGCGCUGUGGCGAGUUUAUACCGAGGUGGCUACAGCCGAUUUGCCCCCUACUGAAGUGACGUGAGACCCCUGCAAAUGGGACAGCCCCCAGUUCAUGAGGCCUGGCUAUUGCAAUAUUUACUAGUAGAGGAACUCUAUAGCAAGAUGAAGAGGAAAAACAAACAAACAAACAAAAAACCCACAAAAAAAGAGAGAAUACUUUUUUAUACCUCACUGUGUUCUUUGAAUAUGUAUUUUUCCUUUAAAUUUCUGCCUUUAAUUCUUUUGUUCCAAAGAUUGUGCAUUUUUUCUUUUUUUUCUUUUUUUUUUUUAACUGUGGUAAAAGAAAAAAAAAUAAUGCAUUUCCAUGUCUCUAUGUCCGUGCUUAGCUUAUUCUAUCACAGAAGAGACAGUUAAUGAGGACAGAGAGACAUUAGGAGCUGAUAAAUACAUCUGAUCAGAAAUCAGACAGAAUUACCAAAGUGUAUCUGGUGCUGAAUGGCUGGGGGACAAGCAGAAGUGGAAGAAGUCUUUCUGCAACGGGAUAUUCUAGUCUUCUGGAUUUCUGGUCUUUGGCAGGCAAUUCUGAUUGGCUGUGGCUGGAGUGCACAAGCUGAUAGAUGAUAGGGAUUUGUGCUUGCAAAGCAGGAGAAUUAAAAAGACACUUUCCUCUCCCCUUCCUUUCGGUCUUCUCCAUUGUUUUUACAAUCAUCUUACCUGUUACCUGCACAGCCUGAGACAGCUGGCAUAGUUUUUGGAAUUAUAAUAUUAAUAUUUCCAAACAUGCUCUCAGACUGUGGAUAAUAAACACCUCAUUAGGAAACUGAUCUCAGAAUGAACUCUAGAGUAUGAGAAAGAUCAUUCUUCUCUUUCCUGUAAUCCUAGCAUUCCUGCUGGGCUUCUUGCCCUUUAACUGAACCACAGCUUAGCUCAUGUCCUUCCAUUAACUCCCUGCACCUAUGUCCUCAAGAUUCGGGAAUUUAGGACCCAGGGACAGAAGAUGAAAAUAGCCAAUUGCUGGAUUUCCCCCAGGUAUCGGCUUGGCUUGAAGAUUAGAAAUACAAGUAAUUGAGAGCCAAUGAAAAUGGUGAGUGAGGGAGAGAAGGGGACAUCAGAUGAGGUCUGCAAGGCACUCUGAUAUUCCUCAUCUUUCUCCUGCACAGAAGUCAGUACAAAGUAAAACAUGUUAUAAAUACUCUGUUGGCAAAAGAUGAAGCUCCAAGUCCUAGGUCAGUUGUCCUGGGAGGGUUGCUGAAUAGGGCAUGGAAGGGCAGCCAGGGCACUUUGUCCUUGCUCCAAAGCCAUAGGAAUUUUCAUCUUCCGGAGCCUUCACUUCUUUGUCUUCAGUCUUGAGCCCUCAUGGCCAUUCCACCCAGCUUCUCAUUUUUCUCCAAAGACACCUAGCUCAGCACCCAGAACCCUUGGUACACACAGCAUGACAGAACAUAAAAUACAGAACCCCUGAGCUUGCUCCCUUCCUGUAUUGAAAGGAGGGUCUGAAAUGGCAAGGAUCUGACAUACUGCCAAGAGUCAUGGUGGCCACAGCAGUGAGUCACCUGGCUUCAAUUUUAUAUAUGUUAUCAGGUGAGGGAGAAAGUGUUUCUCUUCUAAUUAUUAGCUGUUAUUGGUAAAGACAAGGGUCCUGCAGCAUUUCCAUAAUGAAGGCAUUAGAAAAUACAAAAGCACGGUCUGCGUGGCUCCCUGGUCUAUUGGUACUAGGGUGACCUUUCACCCAAGGGAUAGCUAGCUGCUAAAGGGAGUGAUUCAGAGACAUGGAGCUUCUGGUUUGUUAUGGGUUUGUUUUUGGUUUGUUGUUUUUUUGUGUUUUUUUUACUCCUGCCUCCACACAUGUUCUUGACUGAUAACUGAUUCAUGUCCCUGAAUUAAAAUGACUGACAUGUGACAGCAUCAAGCAUUCUUUUGUAAGCAGAAUGAUAUGUCUGGGAGGGAUUGGCCUGUCGUGUAUAAUACAUUUCUUCUCCCUCUUUGGAACCUUCUCUCCUAAUAACUGGAAGAGAGGCUGUGCCUGACACUAGGGGAGACAUCAAGGAAGCUAGAGGCCUCGAUGCAAUUCUUUUUGAUUCUGGGGAGGAAUGCAAGAAUAGGGGACACCAAACCGCCCAGUCCAUUGGCCAUUUUUUAAGAGUUCCCCUCCCCAAGCCAAAGUUUGGUUUGUUGCCGAUACGACAAUUUUGCUGUUAUGUAUAUAAAUAUUUUAGUUAGAGGAGAGGGAAUGGGGUGUGAGGCUUUCACAGUUCUAGGGAAUGGGGGCAGGGAGAAUUUUUUCUUUCUUCUGCUUUUGUUUUGAGAGUGUGUUUACUGAGUAACGAAACAGAAAUUUUGUGUCAUGUUCAAAUAGGGGCCAUUCACACAAAAUGGCAAGCCACAACUCAGUGGAGAAAAGACAGAGUUCUAAAUGGUUGUAUCCAUAGCAGGGGAAGAAAACAGGGGAAUGAGCUUAAUAAUUUUCCAUUCCUUUUUCCAAGAAAGAGAUCAGGAUGAUGGAAAAGGUGGAGAAGGCGGCUCCCACAACCCUUUAAACAGAGGCAGAAGCUUGAGCGUGAGGGACCUUUUGUGCGUUUCAGUUCAGCUGGUUCUGGCUGAGGACUCCAUGGACAAGCUCUGUGUUUUCCAGUGGGCUUCUGCUGCGUUUCCAGGGAUGGUUCUAAUACUGCUUCCUCCAGCUCCCUUUUUGAAGCAAGACUAAAUAGGGUUCUGCUUUUGAUGGCAGGCCUCUGGGCUCCAGUGCCCACCUGAGAACCGAGGUUCCCACGAACACCUAGACAUGACUGUAUGAACCUCCCCAUCCGCUUUUGAGCUCUGAGGCUCCAUACAGUCAGCCUCCUCCAAGGCAGGUUCCUCAGCAUCAGUGCUUGUGGACUCUGACCAGUUCCACUGGACUGAGAAACAGUCAGGAGAGAUGUGGCAUCUUGUGAGUUCAUUAGAGGGUGCUGGCUGGUAAUUCCAAAACAUACUAGUGCUGAGUCACAGAACAUGAGUGAUUUUGACAGCUUUACUGUAGCUUGUGGCAGGGACUUUCUGUACUAAGCAUCUUACUCUUAAGAAGCUGGCCUCCUUUAAAGGGACCUCUAGUGAAAACCUUUGUCAGAAUAUCCCUCUUUGAGCCCAGAGAGCUAUCCUUAGGUCUUUUCCAGAAUUCCUUGUGUUACAUAGUUCAACUCUCAUUAAAUCAGAUUAGCCAUCGUGAUUCAUCAUUUUUAAGGCUCUCAGGUUUUAUAAAACCUACUAUCAACAUCAUCCUCCCAACAACCACAGUCAGAAUUGAGCCACUUUUCUUGUUCCUUGAAAAAGAAGGGGACUGGGGCUCAAAGCUUAGUUUAAGGGGAGCGAGUGAAGAUCUGUUCAGUAGAAGUCAGUGAUAGCAGCUUUUCCUCAAAAGUGUGAUUUCUCAGGGCUGAACUGCUCUUAGUUUAGGAUGUACUUUCCUAGAGAUACAGCAGGUAAGUCAGCAAAUCACCACACCCUGUAACUAGUCAUGUGACUUCUAUAUGAGGGAGAUGUCAGCUCGGGACGGAAGCAACCCUAAGAGUCUGCAAGAAGGGCUUGAGAGCCCCCUUCCCUCUUGUAGGAGAAUGAGGCCGAGCAAGGGACAGAAGUCUGGAAGGCACAGGCCUGGAAGCAGGAGAGGGGGCACUCGAACCCCCUUCUGCCAAGAUUAGCCCUCUGCUCUGCACUGGCAACCCUCUAGCACAGGAACAUUUGCAGAAUUGCCGACUUUUCCCCAGAUACUAGGAGGAAAAGGACUUUGGGGGGGGUGGGGAGGGGGUAGUGGUGUUUUAAAAGCAUAAGUUACCUGUUUGCACUGUUUUAAGAUAGGAAAAAUAGUGGGCAAGAUGAACAUCAAACGUAAUUUGUGUGUUUUUAUUUUGUCAUGCUCUUGAAAAUGUUUGACCAUUUGUAGUAUACACCAGUGAAACUUGAUUCUCUGUCACAUAAAACACUAUUUUUUUGGAAAUGUUACUGUCCAGUAGCCUCUUCCCUGCCUUUCCCUUUUCCUGUGUACUUCCUUCAUACUUGCUUUACUGAUCAACCAGGCAAUAGCCAUCCAAGAGCUGGAGCACGAAGCAGGGCCCUUUCCAAGUCGGCUUUGGGUGUCCUAAGCCAGCGUGUGCCCUCUGGUUUAGUGAGCGCACUAGAGUCCCUGGCACCUGUCUUUAAAAUAAGUCUUGCAGACCAGAUGACAGCAGGUGAUCGAAUUUGUAAAUCAGAUGCACUAGGAAUGAGGAGCUGAGGGUGGCAGGGAUUUCUCAAGUAUUGCGGUUGGCUGUAGUAGCUGAGUUCUUAUCCAUGUUACCGGAACUGUAGCCAGUUACAGUUUACUCAGGAAAACGGUAGAUCAAUUCAGCCAUGGUAGUGCUGGUUGGCAGGGAUUGGUAACUGAGAGAACUGCUCAUCAGCCAAAACUCAAACCUUGCCUUUAAGGAGACUGCCAGCGAGGGACGUGGGCCUCUCUGUCUGGGAGUCAUACACAUACCGGUGUCACAAGGGCCCAGCUCACACUGGCAAGCAAAAGGGAACAUCGAUUCUCUUCUCUCCCCACCCCCCUUCCUUCCCCUGUUACCAACACCAGAUUCCUGGGGGUACAUGACUUUUUGAAUUUUUUAGGAAUGUUUUUCAGUUUGCUUUUUCCGGGGACUGAUAAGUGCUUUAAGCAAUGUCUAUACCCCAUGAAGACUCCCAGCUUAGUCAUUUUCUUGUAUUUUUCUGUUCACAGUAUUUUUGUGUGCUUGUUUUGGCAGCUCAUUUUAGCUGUAUUAUAUAUCGAGUGAUGAAUUGAUCGUUUUUCCCUAAGGGAUAUGAAUUGUUUUUCUCUUGUGUUAUAAUUCUGCUUGUGAAUAGCUGGAGCACACCUGGGGCUGACCCGCGUAUGCUGGGGCUGCAGAGUGCUGAGCGCACCAGUGGAGGUGACUUGUCCCCGAUGGGCUGCCCUGCCCGAGUCUCUGAGCUUCUCAGCCCACAUCUUUGCAAGGCUAAAAACGCUGCAGAACCUCUCCUCUCCUCCCCAAGCCCCAUGGCAGGGACAGAACCAUCCCUACGUGCAACAUGCCGUUUCUCUGGCCCCUCCCGUUGCCAUGGCAAAACAGGUACCUUUGGGGCACGGGGCCUCACCUGGGAUGCUUGUAUAAUUGACCAUCUCGCCUUCUGUUCCCCUCCUCCCCAGAAUCACUUCCUAGGACACCCGAGCUGCUUGCCCAGGGUCCUGUUUCCCUGCGACUCCAGAGAAGCACCCCAGGGCUUUGUGACAGUGUCUAUCCCCACCCCCUUCUCGUUAAGAAUCAUAUUGUAUAGUAGCUUUCAGACCAUACAGUAUUCAUUGGGUUACUCUUAUUAUCAAGUAGCUGGAAUUGUGAAGGUCGGAGUAGUUAGAUCUUUAGCUUUUAUUCCUUAUUUUUUUGUAUUACUACCCAUGUGUAUAAAUUAUUGAUCAUGUUGCUGGCUUUUAUAAACUCUAAGUGAAGGAGGAGCCCUGCCUCUGCCUUUGCAAAUGGUAAUGAAGCACUGUUUUUAAAUAAAAGAGAGAAACACCA